AAAUGUCGCCGAAUUCUCAACCAGUCUUCAUGGUAAUUUUUAUUUGUUCGCAUGGUAUCCGUGUAAACUUAAAAAUUGUUACCGAAAUAGCUGUGAAUCAUGGUUAAAACGACUACGUUGGUCGUUACGGGGCUAAUCUUCAUCGGUCUUGGUGCAUUUAUAGGAUGGUACGGAUUCCCGAAGAUGCUACAUUCGAAAAUUACACAGGCAAAAAAUCUCAAAAAAGGAACAGAAAAUCGGAAAAACUGGGCCAAGUUUCCACUUGCUCUGGAUUUCAAAAUAUACAUAUACAAUGUUACAAAUCCUGAUGAAGUACACGUAGGAAAAAAGGCAAUUGUUCAACAAGUUGGACCGUUCUUUUACAGAGAAUGGAAAUCGAAAGCCAAUUUGGUCGAUGAUCCGGAAGCAGACACUAUAACAUACAACAUGGUCAAUACAUGGUAUUUUGAUGAAGAAGAAAGUAAACCACUGACCGGUGAUGAAGUUCUAGUCAUUCCUAAUAUUCUUAUUUUGACGUUCGCCACAUUGACCAUGCAAACAAAGCCGGGAGCUUUAAAUAUGAUAAACAAAGCAAUACCACAACUAUUUGGGAAUCCAAAAAAUAUUUUCAUGACUACUACAGCGAAAGAAUUUCUUUUCGAAGGAGUUCUGAUCAAUUGUACACAAUCGAAAGAAUUUGCUGUAAACACCGUAUGCGAUCAAAUACGAGCCAAACCCGCCGGACUGGAAGUCAUAGACAACGACUACUUCAAAUUUUCCAUAUUCGGCACGAAAAAUAAUACUCCAGAUGAAAACUCAUUAACUGUAAAACGAGGUAUUGUAGAUAUUCAAGAUGUUGGUAAAGUUGUCUUAUACAACGGUAAACCAGAGAUGGAGUUUUGGAGUGGACCAAAGUGCAACGAAAUCAAAGGAACAGACACCACAAUUUUCCCACCUUUUAUGGAUACUAAAGACGUUUGGAAUUUCGGCGCUGAAAUAUGCAGGUCACUAGCGGCGAAAUAUGUCGGUCCCACGGUAUUCAAAGGUAUUCACGGUUAUCACUACACAGCCGAUUUGGGAGAUAUGUCUACUGAUCCAAAUUUAAAAUGUUUCUGUCCAACGAAUGAUACGUGUUUGAAAAAGGGUGCUUUCGAUGUCACAAAAUGUACAGGGGCUCCGUUGGUCUUAACUCUACCUCAUUGUUACGGAUGUCACGUUGAUUAUAUGAAUGGAGUAACUGGAAUGAAUCCGAGUGAAGAACUUCACGGAAUCUACAGCACUUUCGAACCGAUAACUGGAACCCCAGUAGCAGGUAAAAGACGACUACAAUUCAACAUGUUUGUUCAGCAAAUUAAGAAAAUCACUGUUAUGAAGGAAUUAGCCCCAGAACCUUUUCUCAUGCCUUUACUUUGGGUCGAUGAAGGAUUAGAACUUAACGAUACAUUGGCAAGGACGGUGCGAAAUGCCCUAUAUCGACCAAUUAGAAUAGUCAAAUAUGGCCGAUAUAUUUUGAUUGGAUUUGGAUUAUUCUUUAUUGUUAUGGGCGUCAUAGUGUUUUACAGAAAAACCAAACUUAAUCCUGAUGGAUCCGUUACGGAUGACAACAAGACUACAAUUACUCAAGUUAGUCCAGCUUACUAAUGAAGAAAAGUAUAACUACUGAAAACCCAAUGUGAAUGUAAGGUAGGUAGUUCUGUGUAAAAACAAUGUAAUAUUAUUACAUACCUACGUAUUUUAUAUAAAAAUUCGAACCGAAAAAAGAAAAAACCGAAUGCAGAUUAAAAUGUAUCGAAUAUACAUUUAUGAACCCAUUUAAAUUGUACACAGAUUAGUGUACCUAUUUAGCAUAAACGUAAAUAAAUACACGAAAUUACCAAUCGAUUAAUGGAGAAUUUUCUUCCGAUUUCUAUUGAAGGAAAUAUAUCUCAACAAAAAUAAUAUUGUUAAAAAAGCGAAUAGAUAUUUAAUUUUCUACGUAUUCUAAGUAAGUCUAUAAUGAUUUCAUGACUUUACUGAAGAUAAGGUUAUCCCAAGAAUUAUUAUUUUUUUUUACAUCUAGGUAUUGUAUAUUAUUAAGUAUUAAUUCUGUUUACUUUUAAGAGUAACUAGUUAAAUUGACUGAUCGCGUAGAAAAAUUGAAUCGAAGUUACAUUAUCCACAGAAAAUCAUAUUUAAAGAAAAAAAAAUUGUCAUGACGUACUGCAAAAAUUUUAAUAAGGCUUCUAGAGUUAUGAUGGUCACAUACGCGUUGCCUGAUUGUUUAAUUGCAUCAUCAUUAACAGACCCAAAGUUUUGUUUUUUAGGUAUAUUUUAUUAUUAGAAGACUGAAAUCAGACAGAGUUUUUGACCAUCAGCCCUCAGCCCAUCACAUUAGGUACUUUAAAAAUAUUUUUACAUGAUAGAUAUAAGUACAUGGGAAGUACUGAAUUCAAAAGUUCUAAAUUUUGAAAAGAAUAAACAGAAUAUAACACAACGGUGAAGUGAAAGCACAAUAAAAUAAUGUGAUCUAGAAGUCCUUCAGUCUAAAUAAUUUUUCCUUUUUCACUAUUUUCAACUAAAUAAUUCUUGACACCCAGUAUAAGACUUCAUUAAAUAACUGUACAAAUUAGAAAUAACUAAUUUAUGAUUGGAAAGGAUAUGGACAGUAAGUGUAAAGUUUUUUUUUUUUUUUUUUUUUAAUUAUUGUACCUAUCUAAUUUAUUGCACAUACGAUAGUAUUUCAAUUUGAAAAAACUAUUACAUACCUAUCCAUUUUUGAUUUUCAUAAAAAAUUUGAAUCUUUGUAAAUAGAUACAUUAUUUUGUUUUAGUGGCAUUGAUUUCUCAAAAUUGAAUAACAAGACCAAAGUUACACUACAGCCCAAAUUUAGGCGUUAUCUUGCAACUACCACCUGCUACCCAUGUGCGUCUUAUUUGUCUUUAUAAUAGUCCCUAUAAUUUUGAAGAUUCGUCAAAUAAGUUCGUAAUGUCUUACGUUACUUACCUUCCAUGAAUUCUAUUGCUACUGUGAUUACGAUGGCAAAGGGUACCCCCGGAUAAGACAGAUAUAUGUAUAGGCAAAAUGCUCUUAACCUCGGAUUUUGAUGAAACUCACAGGGUAUGUUUAGUACCCCCAAAAAAUAAUUUUGGGCCCAUAGCCCGCUCCCCACCCCACCACCCUUAGACAGGGGGGGGCCAAAAAACGCGUUUUUCAGGGGGAAAAUUCUGUAUCAGCGCGUAAUCAAGAUACAUUUAUUCUGUAAACGAAUAUAGUUAGAGGGUACACGGGGGUACCUCCCAGCACGCUGAACAACUUGGUUCUCUUCGAUUUCCGCCAUUUGUCCAUAUUUUUGGAGAAAAACGUAAAAAACGUGUUUUUUUUUAGAGUUUUUUGAGCUUUUGAGCUUGACCCACCACUCCAAAUGGCCGGGUGAUGACUUCUACAGAAAGUAGACCUAAAGAUACAUAUUUGACGAAAAAAUCGUUUUGGUAUGUUUUUUCGUUCCGGAGUAAUGUUGAUUUAAAGUUUUCUUUUGUCCACCCUUCUCCCCCCAUGCGAUGAAAAAUUCUGAAAAAAUUCUGGGAGGUACCCCCAUGUACCCUCUAACUAUAUUCGUUUACAGAUUUUUCCCCUGAAAAACGCGUUUCUUGGCCCCCCUGGCUGAGGGGGUGGGGUGGGGAGCGGGCUAUGGGCCCAAAAUUAUUUUUUGGGGGUACUAAACAUACCCUGUGAGUUUCAUCAAAAACCGAGGUUAAGGGCAUUUUGCUUAUCUUAUCCGGGGGUACCCUUUGCACAAGUUUUCAACUAACAGAACCCAUUAUUCACAUUAAAAUUGCAUUUAUUUAUCAUUAUUUUAUUGUAAUGUCAUGUUAAUUAAUUUUUAAAAUAAAUACGUACCCUAAAUUGUACAGUUUCGAUUAAUUAUCUAAACGUAACUAUCCAGCAAUACUUUAAAAAAAAUAAUCUUUUGUACUUAAAUAAUUUUAUCAGCAGAUAAUACUGUAUUAUUUUUUAAUUGUUGAAUUAUGGUAAUAAAAAUUACUCUUAUAAAA
Messenger RNA from Planococcus citri (citrus mealybug), 4010 nucleotides. RefSeq names its product Sensory neuron membrane protein 1 (gene Snmp1). The record is from RefSeq and is a predicted model, not a curated record. Lineage: Eukaryota; Metazoa; Arthropoda; Insecta; Hemiptera; Pseudococcidae. Bases 100 to 1620 code for a protein of 506 amino acids. Gene Ontology annotation, cellular component: membrane; cytoplasm. Gene Ontology annotation, molecular function: scavenger receptor activity. The transcript has 9 exons.